Messenger RNA from Nymphalis io (European peacock), 3717 nucleotides. RefSeq names its product sialin (gene MFS3). Bases 279 to 1778 code for a protein of 499 amino acids. Lineage: Eukaryota; Metazoa; Arthropoda; Insecta; Lepidoptera; Nymphalidae. The transcript has 12 exons. Gene Ontology annotation, molecular function: transmembrane transporter activity. Gene Ontology annotation, biological process: transmembrane transport; monoatomic anion transport. The record is from RefSeq and is a predicted model, not a curated record.
AGCUUUGAAGGUCACCUUGAAAGAGCGCGAAAGCUCAAACGGGGGCGACGAAUCACAUGAACAUCAUAAAACAAUUUGGGUGCAUGCUUGUCCGCACGUUGCACCGGUCACGCUUGUAGUAUAAAAGUAAACAGAGUAGUGGAAAAAGGAUUUCAUAACGUUGCGUGUUACUUCUCAAACUUCAUACGUGAGACUUAUUUCAACGGCAUCAUACGCGUUUUUGGUUUCAUUCUAUUUAGUUAAUUAUAUUAAGUAAACUAUCAUUUUAAUUAGUUAAAAUGGAUGUGCCUGCAAAAGGGAAUAUUUUAGGACGAUUCGUACCAGCGCGGUAUGUCCUGGCGGUCCUCGGUUCUAUCGGCAUGGCGAUAGUGUACGGGUUGAAGGUCAACUUGUCUGUCGCUAUGGUGGGCAUGCUGAACCACACCGCGAUUAAGGCGUCGGUACACGAUGUGCUCGAGGACAACUUUACCGCGCCAGCAGAAGAUAUGGAGUGCGACGCCACGGGUAAUUCGACUAGUGCGAAGGAGGCAGACGGACCUUUUCUGUGGUCAUCUGAAAUUCAGGGCAUCGUUCUCAGCUGCUAUUUCUGGGGAUACUUCAUUUCACAAAUUCCUGGUGGACGUAUAGCGGAAUUGUUCUCUGCAAAAUGGGUGAUGUUCUUCAGUGUUACCAUCAAUGUGGUAUGCACGUUGCUCACACCCGUCAUGGCCGAGGCGCACUACGUCGCAGUGGUCAUCAUGAGGGUGGGCGAGGGGAUCGGCGGGGGUGUGACAUUCCCCGCGAUGCACGUGCUGCUGUCGAAGUGGGCGCCGCCCGCCGAGCGCAGUGUGAUGGCUGCGCUGGUGUACGCCGGCACCUCCCUUGGAACUGUCAUCUCCAUGCUGAUGGCUGGAGUUCUGACCGCGACACUUGGAUGGGAGAGCGUGUUCUACGUGAUGGGCGGGCUUUCGUGUGCGUGGUGCGUGUUGUGGGUGUGGCUGGUGCAGGACUCGCCGCAGACACAGCCGCUCAUCAGUGUCGAGGAGAGGGAGAUGAUCGUCACCUCACUGGGUGGGAAGGCCAAUGAUCAUGAGCAUAAACAGAAGUUGGCAGUACCGUGGAAGGCAGUAUUCACGUCAGGGCCUUUCCUGGCUAUCUUGGUGGCGCACGCGUGUUCUAACUGGGGCUGGUACAUGCUGCUCAUAGAAUUGCCAUUCUAUAUGAAGCAAGUACUCAAGUUCAACAUGACUGAGAAUGCGGUAACAACAGCUCUGCCUUUUCUUUCGCUCUGGUUCUUCAGUAUCGGUCUGAGCCGAAGCCUGGACUGGCUUCGCAGUAAAGGGAUCAUCACCACCACCACCGCCAGGAAGAUCGGUACAUUGUUCGCGUCGCUGGUGCCGGGCGGCUGCCUGCUGGCGCUGAGCUUCGUGCGCUGCGAGCGCUCGGCCGCCGUGGCGCUGACGGCGCUCGGCGUCACGGCCAUCGGCGGCAUGUUCUGCGGGUUCCUCUCCAACCACAUCGACAUCGCGCCGAACUUCGCCGGCACACUAAUGGCUAUAACCAACACCGUUGCAACGAUCCCUGGAAUCAUCGUACCCAUUUUUGUGGGGAUCUUAACUCAUGGCAAUCAAACAAUUUCGGCGUGGCGUGUUAUAUUCUUCGUCACGAUUGCUUUGUACGUAGUGGAAAUUGUUGUUUACACAAUUUUCGGUUCAGGCGAAGAACAACCUUGGAACAAAGUACCGGAAGUUGCUGAAAAAGCGGAGGGUAAGCCGUUGAAAAACGAAGAAAGUGUUUGAGGUAAAAAAUCUAAGCUGUUAAAUGUAAUGUAAUCAGCUAUAUAGUUUAAAUUUAAAACAAUGGUUAAACAUCCAAAAGUUAAUUUCACCUUCAACAAAUGCAUAUACCAUGCACAAUGCAUAGCAAAAUAAUAUAAAAAAGAAAAAAAUGCACUCGUUAUUAUGGUAUUGUAAAAUGUGAACAUUACUAUUAGUAGUAGGUAUCCAAGUACAUAAAGUUUUUAUGUACCGUAAAGACUAAGUAAGGAAUCCGGACAUAUAUGUCAUUAAAACACUAAUAAGCUGUGACGUAGUUGAUAAAGACCACGCCUCCGGUUUCCAUGUGAUAAAUUCGUAAUUAAUUUUUUAAUGUACUUUUUGUAUAAAUAUAUAUCAUUUUCUAAAGUAAACUGUUUCUUUGCGUGUCAAGACGUGAAAAAUUUAUUUUAUUUCUACAUGAUGAAAAUUAGAAGAAUAUGAAAAAAAUUGGUAUUUCUAAUAUGGAAAUAAAUAAGUGUUAACAUAAUUCGCUAUGUUGCCCCCAAGGCCCCUUAGAUUAGGGGGUCCUGGUGCAACGUACUGCCUUGUUCUAUGGUAGCUACGCCAUAGCUAAUAAGUAAAAAGUGAGCCAUGGAAUGUAAGCUUCUUUCUUUAUAAUAAUAGCACAAAAUAAUAAUUAGACUAUAACUAAUAAUAUUUGUAUUAUGGUUGAUAUAUGUCAUUGGUAUCGUUUAUUUAACUAUCCACCAUUUACGUGUUAAUUGCUGUGACAAUUAAGACGUUAUCAGGCAUAGACCCUUAUGAUCUCUUCAAAGAUGUUAUCAUAGAUAAUUAGCCAUAACCAUAGAUAAUUUAGCGCUUUUAAAUUAUGUGACAUAUAUUACAAUUUUUUAAAUAUAUUUUUUUUUGUGGGGAAAUCCUUAUGGAUAUCUCCCAUCUCAAUGAUGGAGGGUUAUGUCGGACUCCUACCAACUAAAACCACCACGGUGUUCCUUCUCUCCGCAAUUGACGAGGCUGCGGGUAUGCUCGCGCAUUCGUCGGCGGCCUCGCCGGCACAAUAUUAUAAACCUGUAUUAUCUGAUUAUACUACUAUACACUAUAUGAUAUAUAAUCAGUUUAAUUGUGUAAAACGUUACAGUUAUAUGCUAAAUAUUUUUUAUAUUGUAAUUUGCUAUAUUGGCUUUAAUUUAAGGGGUCAAACACAAAAAAAUGGCCCAUAUGGCCCAAUGUAAUUGUAAAUUAUCAAUGUUAAUCAUUAUGAUUAUACGUGAUUUUUCUAGUACUUAUCAUAUAAAUGCGACACGUUAAGACUUAAACUUUACCGUACUGUGAAAGCAUAGUUUGUAAAUGCAAUAAUUCUUAAGGCUUUUUUUUAUGAAGUAUUUGAAAACUAUAAAAAUCUCACUAUGAUUUUAAAUUAAAAUUGAUAUUAUUAGAAAUCAAGUUUAUAUAUGUGCUAUAAUGUAUUUUUUUUAAAUAUUUGUCUAAGACUGCCAAAUGAGAAUUUAAUCAACUUCUAUUUUAGUCUAUGUACUUACAUAAUUAUAAAACAUUGAAGAUUUUUUUUGGAGACUGGACUUAAUAUGUCGCUUCCGUUUCUUUUUUUAAAUAUAUUUGAUGUUAGCUAUAGUUUUUUUUUAUUUAUAAGAAAUAUGAGCCACGAGGGUGGUACCUACCCAACAAGCAUGCACAACUCUACCACCUAACGAAUGCUUUUGAAAUAGAUACUAAAAUCCCUGUGGACACACUUUCAUACUGUUCGCUAUUUACCGCCUGCGUCUAGCAAAUUGAUAUCGUUCGUCGCAGAUGCAAGGCUUCCAAAAGAAUUUGUCUCGAAAAUAAAAUCCUCGAUAGAAUAAGCACAAUUUGUAUCAAUAGUGAAAAUACGCUUUUAGUUUACUUAAAAUAACUUAUUAAGUGACAGUUUUAUAGACAGUUGAAAGGUGCAUUCAAUUUUAGU